Messenger RNA from Drosophila eugracilis, 443 nucleotides. RefSeq lists its product as uncharacterized. The record is from RefSeq and is a predicted model, not a curated record. Bases 190 to 432 code for a protein of 80 amino acids. Lineage: Eukaryota; Metazoa; Arthropoda; Insecta; Diptera; Drosophilidae. The transcript has a single exon.
GACUAUUCUUGUUGGUGGUUGCUUUUCCCGAAUCGAGGUUUGAGGCAGAUUUUUCGGGAACUCACCCACCAGUUCCCGUCACACCAUCGAAUAGAUAACCUCGUGAGCGGCGAUGUGAGCGUUUCCGAUUCGAAUUCUACUUUGUUUGUGUGUGUGUGUGCGUAGGUGUGUGUGUCCCACACUUCUAAAAUGACCGACUUCUCAAUGAACGAUAUUUUGAGAUCAUUUAGAAAAAUGCGAAUGAAUAAGGGCUCAGGGCAAGGCGGCCAUCACCAGUACCGCAACCAUCAGCAGCAGCCUCCUCAGAAUAUCCAGGCCUACCAAAACACCUACCCCGUGCAGCAGUCGAAGGACUUGAAAAAAAUUAUCAAAAUCAUUAAGAAGAACCUGAUUAAGGAAAAAAUCACUCGUCAGAUGAAAAUUCUUGUGUAAAAUGUCAUCAU